AUGGCGACCAAGCCAGGCCAGACCAAGCUGCAGCAACAGCAACAGCAACAGCAAAAGAAUGCCUCGAUACCCAAUGGCAAUGGCAAGAUCACCGCCUCAGCCAUGGUCCAGACGUCGCCCGACAAGCCACCCUACCCUCGAUACGACUACACUUCGCCCGGCGUCAAGGACAACAACAUCCUCAAUCUUAAGAGCAGCGACUGGGAGGCAUUGGGAGUAGUCACGCUGGUCGCGCUGUUUGUGCGCUUGUUCCGCAUCUAUCAGCCUUCCAGCGUGGUCUUCGAUGAGGUGCACUUUGGAGGCUUCGCGAGCAAGUACAUCAAGGGCAAGUUCUUCAUGGACGUCCACCCACCGCUCGCCAAGCUGUUGAUCACGUUCGCCGGCUGGCUGGCGGGCUUCGAUGGCAACUUCGAUUUCAAGGACAUUGGCAAGGACUACCUCGAACCAAACGUGCCUUAUGUCGCUAUGAGGCUGCUCCCAGCCCUCUGCGGUGUCCUCGCUGUCUCAACCAUGUUCUUGACCCUCAAGGCUAUUGGGUGUAGGACUGUGACUGCUGCGCUGGGCGCCGGUCUGCUUACCUUUGAGAACGGCUUCGUCACUCAGUCCAGACUGAUCUUGCUCGACUCUCCCCUGGUCAUCUUCACUGCGCUCACAGGACUGUCCUGGAUCUCUUUCAUCAACCAGCAUGAGCAGGGACCAAAGAAGGCGUUCACUCCCAGCUGGUGGUUUUGGCUGGCGGCAACUGGAGUGACACUUGGCGCGACCGUCAGCGUCAAGUGGGUUGGUCUCUUCACCAUCGCAUGGGUCGGCUCUCUUACAGCCCUUCAACUCUGGGUUCUGCUUGGUGACACCAAGAAUGUCACCACUCGCAUCUGGUUCAAGCACUUGUUCGCGCGUAUUUUCUGCUUGAUCAUCAUCCCCAUCACCUUCUACAUGGCUAUGUUUGCAAUCCACUUUGUCUGUCUCGUCAAUCCUGGCGAUGGCGACGGCUUCAUGAGCAGCGAGUUCCAGUCCACGCUCAACUCCAAGGGAAUGGCAGAUGUGCCCGCGGAUGUGGUUUUUGGCUCUCGCGUCAGCAUCAGACACCACAACACUCAAGGCGGCUACCUGCAUUCGCAUUCUCACAUGUACCCAACCGGCAGCAAGCAACAACAGAUCACUCUUUACCCGCACAAGGAUGAGAACAACGUCUUUCUGGUUGAGAACCAGACUCAACCCAUCGACUGGGCGAAAGAUCCAACAGGGAACACCAGCGUGAUUGGCCCACUCGCAUGGGACAGCCUUGACCCAGAAAAUGUCAAGGACGGCAGCAUCAUCAAGCUCUACCAUGUUACUACUGAUCGUCGCCUGCACUCACACGAUGUUCGCGCACCAAUCACCGAGGCCGAUUGGCAGAAUGAAGUGUCCGCAUAUGGCUACGAAGGAUUUGAGGGUGAUGCCAACGAUCUUUUCCGUGUCGAGAUCGUGAAGUCCAUGUCAGACGGCAAGGCUGCCAAGGAACGCCUCCGAACGAUUCAGACCAAAUUCAAGCUCGUCCACAUCAUGACAGGCUGCGUGCUCUUCUCACACAAGGUUAAGCUUCCGGAAUGGGGCUUCGAACAGCAGGAAGUGACCUGUGCUCGUCAAGGAACCCUGCCAAACUCAAUCUGGUACAUCGAAGGUAACGCCCAUCCCAAGCUCAAUCAGACUGCAGAGAAGGUCAACUACCGCAACCCAGGCUUCUUUGGUAAGUUCUGGGAACUGCAGAAAGUCAUGUGGACCACCAAUGCUGGCCUUGUCGAGUCGCACGCUUGGGACUCUCGCCCCUCAUCAUGGCCCAUGCUCAAGCGUGGCAUCAACUUCUGGGGCAAGGACCAUCGCCAGAUCUACUUGAUUGGCAACCCAUUGAUCUGGUAUUCCAGCACUGCUGCUAUUGGCAUCUACUUUCUUUUCAAGGCUUUCGCACUGCUGAGAUGGCAGCGCAGCUUCAAGGACUACCAGAACAUCACUUUCCGCCGCUUCGAUUAUGAGAUUGGCACCACUGUUCUAGCAUGGGCAUUCCACUACUUCCCAUUCUUCCUCAUGGCUCGACAGCUCUUCCUGCAUCACUACUUUCCGGCGCUCUACUUUGCCAUCAUGUCGCUCUGUCAGGUCUUUGACUAUGCAGUUGGCCGCGUCCAGCUCGGCUCCUUCACCCUGAAGAAUAAGCCUUCCAUCGGUCUUGGUGCAGCUGCGAUUUACCUGGCCAUGUCUAUCGUUGUUUUCUCGCUUUACGCUCCACUUAGCUACGGCAACGUGUGGACUAAAAAGGACUGCCAGAAAGUCAAGCUCAUGAAUACAUGGGACUGGGACUGCAACACCUUCUAUGACUCCUACGCCGAUUACACGCUAUCCGUCUCAGCACCAGGAUCUGCGGCGACGGCCACUGGCCAGGCAGCGCAUGGACCUGCUCCACCCAAAGCCGAGGAUCCAAAAGAAGAAGUCUUGUUCACGCCUAGAGGUAAUGCUCCGGUAGGUGAGCCACAAUACGUCGAGGAGAAGAUCGAGUAUCGAGACGAAGAGGGCAAUUUGCUCAACGAAGAACAAGUCGCGGCGCUCGAUGGCAAAGUUUCAUUCUCUACACGCUACGAAACACGGACACGACUGAUCGACGAAGCCGGCAACGAGAUCUACGAUGGCCUUGUCGAUUCACGCGAUGGCCCAGCACCUCCUAAAGCAGAAGGCGUCGACCCAAAGACUCAGGGCCGCGAUGCAGGCUCAGCAGAGUCAAGCACCGACAUCGAGGAGGAUCUGCGUAAGGAGCAGAGUAUUCAGGAUACUGCUGCCACGGCUGAACCAGGGAGUGAGCCGGAGAUUAAGACGAAGGAUGAGCUUUGAUGUGGCGUGUAGCAAUUAAGCAAGCAAUACAUUUGGGCGGUGUUUUUGGGGGUGAAUGCAUGAAUGAGGCAGGCAGGCAGCAUAAAGUCCCUGUAUGAUCUUGAUAUCCUCGAAAAGAACUUGUUAUGUACCAGCAACAACAUCUUUUCGAAAUUUUGUAUUGGUAAAGUAUGACGAAAUGGCAAGUCCGAGCCUCGUCUGCAGUCAUCAAAAGACCGAACUGAUUGACAAAAUGGUCCUACUUUCCAUCCUCAAAAUACCCCGAAUAAGCAUUCAAAGCCGGCUGACCCCCAAGAUGUACAUAAAGCACAUUACUCCCCUUCUCGAUAGUCCCCUCCUUAACAAGCUGAAUCAACCCAGCCAUACUCUUCCCCUCGUAAACCGGAUCCGUAAUGAGCGCAUCAGUCCUCGCAGCAAUUUUCAUCGCCUCAAUCGUCCCCGGUCCAGGAAUUCCAUAAAUCCCUUCAUGAAACCUUUCAUCUAACACGAUCGCUUCAUCUGGAAUUUCGAGUUUCGGGUCGAGCAGUUUCGCCGUGUUUCGUGCUAUACGUGCGACUUGUUCUUUUGUAGCUUCGGGUUUUCCUGAGGCGUCGAUGCCGAUUACUUUGCGACUGCGUCCUUCGGCUACGGAGCCGACUAUGAGUCCUGCGUGCGAUGAGCCGGUUACGCUGCAGACUAUUAGGGUGUCGAAGAAGAUUCCCAGGCUUUUUUCUUGUUGGGCGAGUUCGACGAUGAAGUUUGUGAAGCCUAGACCUCCAAGUUCGUGGUCGGAGGCUCCGGCUGGGACGUAGUAGGGUUUUCCUCCUGACUUUUCUAUCUCGGUGACUGCAUCUUUUGUCGCGGUUUUGUGGCCGAUGUGGAAACCUUCUUGGUUUAGACGCACGUCGC
This is a messenger RNA of Pseudocercospora fijiensis CIRAD86, 3744 nucleotides long. Its product is annotated as glycosyltransferase family 39 protein. Gene Ontology annotation, molecular function: dolichyl-phosphate-mannose-protein mannosyltransferase activity. The transcript is spliced from 2 exons. Gene Ontology annotation, biological process: protein O-linked glycosylation via mannose. Lineage: Eukaryota; Fungi; Ascomycota; Dothideomycetes; Mycosphaerellales; Mycosphaerellaceae. Gene Ontology annotation, cellular component: membrane; endoplasmic reticulum. The coding region runs from base 1 to 2856 and encodes 951 amino acids. The record is from RefSeq and is a predicted model, not a curated record.